AUGGAGUCUCUUUUUACAUCUCUAGAUUUAUACAAUUAUGUAAUGGAUAAACUUAAGCAACCUAUUUCUUUAUCACUUAAAUUAAGUUUAUUAUUUAAAUCUAUUCAGAAAGACUUUCUUGUUGAUAAAUACAUGGUAGUAAUUUUUUUAAAUUAUAUCAGAUGUCUUAUAAAUUUACAAAGUGAUGAUAUCUUAUUAAUCUUUAAGACUAGUAAACUUAAAUAUUUUAAAUAUUGGUGCUUUUGGAGAGAAUAUUUAAGUUAUAUUAUUAGUGUUGGAGAAAAAAUUGAUAAAAUAAUAGACGAAGGUAUUAAAUUUUUAAAUGUUAAAGAAUUUAAAGAUAAACAAAAGAUUUUGGAUUUUUUAUUACAAAUUAAAGAAGAUAAAGAUAGACAGAAAUAUAUUUAUAAUUGGACCAGUGAAUGGAUGACAAUAGAGAAUAUAGAUGAAAGUUGUAAUGUUAAAGAAGAAUCAGGUCUAAUUAUUGCUAAAUGUGCCUUUGAAAAUUCAAAAGAUGUGCAAUUUACAGAUCAUUUAUAUUCUCCUGCUUAUAAAAAAAGUCAUAAAUCAUUUCCUAAUACACCUAUUACUGAUGAUGUAAAUAAAUAUUCAUACAAAGAUGGCAUUAUAGAUUGUAAUAAAGUUAUAAAGUGUAAAAUAGAAGAUAUUACACUAGGUGAAGAUACUAAUCUUUUUAAAAUGGGACUUAAAUCAUCAAACAAUGAUAAACUAGAAAUUAAGAAUUACAAAGAAGAUAAUAAAGUUGUAGAAGUCGACUUUAAGCAUGAAAACGAGCAAAUAAAUAAAGAAAAUUUAAAAAAUACAAAUUACAGAAAAAAUAAGGAACAAGAAUUUUUUACCUUAAAUGGUAAAAAAUUGCUAAAAAUCAAUAUUAUUGGUAAGGGCGGUAGCAGUAAAGUAUAUAAAGUUUUUUAUGAAAGUGAGUUUUAUGCUUUGAAAGUUAUAAAUAUUGAAAUGGAUAGCACACUAAAAAAUCUUCUUUUAGAAGAAAUAGAUUUACUUAAAAAAUUACAAAGUGUAGACGGAAUAAUAAAAAUGAUUGAUUAUGAAAUUUUAACAGAUAAUAUUUAUAUUUUACUUGAAUAUGGAGAAACAGUUUUAAAUCAAUUUAUGAAGAGUGAUAAAAAAGAUAUAUUUUUACAUAGUAAUAGAGUUAAGUACAUUUGGCAAGAAAUUUUGUUAAUUGUAUUAAACAUACAUGAUCAAAGAAUCAUUCACGGAGAUCUUAAGCCUGCAAAUUUUGUAUUUGUAAAAAAUAAACUAAAAAUUAUUGAUUUUGGUAUAUCUAAAGCUUUAAAUAGUAAUACGACACGUCUAGAUCUUGAUAUGGUUUGCGGGACUUUAAAUUAUUGCGCACCAGAAUUAUUUUUUGAAAAUAGAAAAAGAAGAAGUAGUGAUGUUUGGUCAUUGGGUAUUAUUUUAUAUGAAUUGUGGUAUGGGAAAACACCUCUAGAUGCCUAUAAAACAUAUUUAGAAAAGAAAGAAAACAUUGUUAAUAUACGAAAAAAUUUAAAGUUAACAUCUAAAGUAGAUUUAGUGAUAUAUAUGUGUUUAAAUGAAGAUUGUAGGCAAAGGCCUACAGUGAAAGAUUUAUUAAAAGAUAAAUUUAUUUGUAAUUCUUUAGAUUAA
Molecule: messenger RNA, 1650 nt
Organism: Vairimorpha ceranae
Lineage: Eukaryota; Fungi; Microsporidia; Nosematidae
Product: mps1-like thr tyr dual specificity protein kinase
Exons: 1
Coding region: 1-1650 (549 amino acids)
Biological process (GO): mitotic spindle assembly checkpoint signaling; peptidyl-serine phosphorylation; protein localization to kinetochore
Cellular component (GO): spindle; kinetochore; nucleus
Molecular function (GO): protein serine/threonine kinase activity; protein serine/threonine/tyrosine kinase activity; ATP binding
Source: RefSeq, a predicted model, not a curated record